Equus caballus (horse) is the source of this 1775-nucleotide messenger RNA. Its product is annotated as melanoma-associated antigen B2. The record is from RefSeq and is a predicted model, not a curated record. Lineage: Eukaryota; Metazoa; Chordata; Mammalia; Perissodactyla; Equidae. Gene Ontology annotation, biological process: negative regulation of transcription by RNA polymerase II. Gene Ontology annotation, cellular component: nucleus.
GCAGCCGUGGCAGGAAGUGACGCACCCGACGUCGACUUCCAUUUUGAUUUCGACUUCCAUUUCGGAGGCGGUCGCGGCAGCGGCGAGGAUCUGCUCUCGUGGGCGCGCGGUUUGUUGGUCCGAACGUGGAUCCCGGGACUGAGGUUCCUGCGUCACCUACUAUCCUGCCUCCUGUCUCUGACAACAAUCAUGCCUCGAGGUCAGAAGAGUAAGCGCCGUGCCCGUGAGAAACGCCGUCAGGCUCGGAGUAAGACCCAGGGUCCUGGGAGUGCUCAGGCCACUGCAGCAGAGGUUGAAGAGUCCCCCUCCUCUCCUGUUCCUGGGGGUACUCCCUCGAGCUCCGCUGCUGCUGGCACUUCUCAGGGAGUCCCAGCCCCUAGCUCUCCUGCUGCAGGUGUCUCACGCCCAAGAUCUCGUGUAGGUGCCAAGAGUCGAGUUAAGAAAAGUGAAAAUUUCUCCCAGGCCUCAACCUCCACUGAGAGCGCUCGCAACGAUCUUCUAACCAGGAAGGCAAGCAUGUUGAUGGAAUUCCUGCUGGAGAAGUAUAAGAUGAAAGAGCCCAUUAGGAAGGUAGACAUGCUGAAGCUUGUCCACAAAAGGUACAAGGAGGACUUCCCUGAGAUUCUCAGGAGAGCCUCUGAGCGCAUAGAGCUGGUCUUUGGCCUUGACUUGAAGGAAGUCAAGCCCAAUGGCCAAUCCUAUACCCUUGUCAGCAAGCUAGACGUCUGUGAUGAUGGAAGUAUGAGUGACGACUGGGAAUAUCCUAAGAGUGGGCUUCUGAUGCCUCUCCUGGGUGUGAUCUUCUUGAAUGGCAACUGCGCCUCCGAAGAGGAGAUCUGGGGAUUCCUGAAUAUUUUGGGCAUCUAUGAUGGGAGGGAGCAUUUAAUCUUUGGAGAGCCCAGGAAGCUCAUCACCAAAGAUUUGGUGCAGCAGAAGUACCUGGAGUAUCGUCAGAUACCCGACAGUGAUCCUCCACGCUUUGAAUUUCUGUGGGGUCCAAGAGCCCAUGCUGAAACCAGCAAGAUGAAAGUUCUCGAGUUUUUGGCCAAAAUCAAUGGAACCACCCCCAGUGCCUUCCCAUUCCAUUAUGAAGAGGCUUUGAGAGAGGAGGAAGAGAGAGCUCCAGCCAGAGCUGCAGCCGGGCCUGCCACUCCUGCCACGGGCAGUGCACGUCCCAGGGCACGUCGCAGGGCACGUCCCAGGGCACGUCCCAGGGCCAGUCCCAGGGCCAGUCCCAGGGCUAUGGCCAGCAGUUGCUCCCACCCCAGUGAGGCCUGAGGCAGAUUCUUCACUUGUGUUUGACAAGGGCUCACAAUAUUUUAAGUAGUGAGAAGUUAAGGUGGGGCUGGAAAAAUCACAAUAUGUAUCUUCUUUGUGUUCCUGUUAUACAUUGGUAUCUUUCAAAUGUUCCGUUUAGUAGAAUGCUUAUUUAGAUUCAGAAUCCAACUUUAUAAAUGACAUGAAUCACGUUUAUUGCUGUUCAUCAAAUUUAAGCAUAAGAGUUUUGCUAUUGUGUAAUACAACUUGAAAAUCCUUGCAUCUUUUUUGGGUUUCAGAACAAGAUAAUAUGGCUUUGAAAUGAGAAUUUUCUUGGAAAUGUGAAAGAACCCGCAAAAACAUAGCUGUGGUUUUAAAAUAGACGAAAACAAAGUAAAAUGUAGUCAAAUCUUGGUUGACCUUAUUCACUUUUGUCUUUCUCCGUGUAAAAUUCAAAAAUAUAAGCCCGGGUGUUGUUAUUCAAGAAUGCAGAUAAAAUUAAAUAGCAGUAAAUUACA